UUACUAUGAAAAGCUAGGAAUUUGUAUUAUCACAACACCACAAUUUAUAUACUACAGUAGGUUGUGCAACUUGUUGCGUAAGUCAGCUGUUAUGAUGACUAUAAGAAUGCUGUUAUAUUUUAGUCCAGUCAUUCAAAUUUCUUAUAAAUGCUUGCCAGAUCUUGCAUGCGUGGAAUAACUUCUGAAGCAACGGUUUCAGCACUGAAAAAUAUUCAAAGGACUUCUACUGUGAUGUCUAAAUUUGAUCUGCCAGAUCGUUUGAAGGGAAAUGAUAAAUCAGUAUGGGUCGAAUACAUUCAACUUGCUUUAAAAUAUAAACCACUGAAUUUAGGUCAGGGAUUCCCAGAUUUUUACGCUCCCGACAAUGUAAGAAAGGCUUUAGCUGAUGCUACUACCAGUGACAAUCCUCUUUUAAAUCAGUAUACCAGAGGAUUUGGCCACCCACGCUUAGUAAAUAUUAUCGCCAAAUUGUAUUCAAAGCUUUUAAAUCGCACUUUAGAUCCAAAUAAUGAAGUUAUUGUUACUUGCGGUGCGUACGAAGCAUUAUAUGCUACAUUACAAGGUCAUACCAAUCCUGGCGACGAAUGGAUAAUUAUUGAACCCUUUUUUGAUUGCUAUGUACCGAUGGUUAAAAGCGCUGGCGGAAUUCCUAGAUUUAUUGCUUUAAAACCAAAAAAUACAAAUGGACCUUUAAGUUCAGCAGAUUGGGUGUUUGAUAAACAAGAAUUAGAAAGUCUCUUCAAUGAAAAAACCAAAGGAAUAAUUGUUAAUACUCCACAUAAUCCUGUAGGAAAAGUUUUUACUCUAGAUGAAUUACAGUUUAUUGCUAACUUAGCUAAGAAAUGGGAUACUCUAGUUGUGUCGGAUGAAGUGUAUGAAUGGAUUGUUUACGAACCAUACAAACACAUUAGGAUUGCAACAUUACCUGGCAUGUACGAACGUACAAUUACCAUUGGAUCUGCUGGCAAAACAUUCAGUGUCACUGGGUGGAAAAUAGGAUGGGCCUAUGCUCCAGCAAAUUUACUGGUCAAUUUACAAGUUGUUCAUCAAAAUUCUGUGUAUACAUGUGCGACACCGAUUCAAGAAGCGGUAGCUGUUGCAUUCGAGCAAGAGUUAGACAGAUUUGGCAAACCAGACUGCUACUUUACGAGUUUAGCUAAGGAACUGGAACCAAAACGGGAUUUUAUGGUAAAAUUUCUAAAUGACGCAGGAAUGACUCCAACAAUACCUGAAGGUGGAUAUUUUAUAGUAGCCAAUUGGACUGCUCUGAAAGAUAAAGUCAAAUUAGAGGAAGAAACGGAUGAAUAUAAAGAUUAUCGGUUUACAAAAUGGAUGACGAAAAAUGUCGGAAUUCAAGGAAUUCCACCAUCCGCAUUUUAUAGCGAUGAACACAAGCAUUUAGGAGAGGAUAACGUACGAUACUGCUUUAUUAAGAAAGACGAAAAUUUGAAAAAAGCAGCGGAAAUUUUAGAAAAAUGGAAAUCUCAAUAGUAAUUACAAUCUUUUCACAUUGGAGGCUUUUAAAAUGAAGAAACUGAUUUUAACUAACGGGUAUUAUUUUGGUGACAUAUUGUGCCAUGCAUUCCUUAAGAGAUUAAUUAUGAUUCAACACUGUAUAUACUUUUCUCAUUUCUGCUUUUUAUACACAAAAAUAUUACAGUAAUUGUUACACAAUGGACGAAACUGUUGAGUCCAGGUAUAGGAUAUUGUACGAUAUAUUCUACGCCGAGAAGUCACCACGAAGCCAUCUUUUUGCAUCUUUAGUGUCAGCUCCAAAGGUUUUACCAAAUCUGUAUACAACGAAUUGUAGAAAUAAAACGCUUUACAUUUUUUCAAAUCA
This is a messenger RNA of Hylaeus volcanicus, 1840 nucleotides long. It is a transcript of the gene Kyat, whose product is annotated as kynurenine aminotransferase. The transcript is spliced from 8 exons. Gene Ontology annotation, biological process: biosynthetic process. Lineage: Eukaryota; Metazoa; Arthropoda; Insecta; Hymenoptera; Colletidae. Gene Ontology annotation, molecular function: L-kynurenine:2-oxoglutarate transaminase activity; pyridoxal phosphate binding. Gene Ontology annotation, cellular component: mitochondrion; cytoplasm. The coding region runs from base 148 to 1491 and encodes 447 amino acids. The record is from RefSeq and is a predicted model, not a curated record.